AUGGAUUACCCUUUCUAUGAUCCCCGAUCACAGCCCGGCUUCUCACUCUAUGGGUUGCCUACCCCCGACCAACCUCAUGCGCAACCAGAUACAUUCGCCCCUCUGAAUUUCCCUGAAUUUAACCCCUCAUUCCCUGUCGACCCAUCCUUUGUUCCGCCACCUCAUUCACCGCCAGAAUCAGUCAAGCACUCUGCUUCCAGUCACCACACUCGCCCCACCUCAUUCGAUGGCGAUGAAACUCAGUUCCCAGACCCAAAUGUAGGGAGUAGCAGCGAGGAAAAGGAAUCAGCGCCCGCGCAAAGCAAACGCAAGGCCCAAAAUCGAGCAGCCCAACGAGCAUUCAGAGAGCGCAAGGAACAGCAUGUCCGCCAACUCGAAGACAAAGUAAAUAGCCUCGAACAAGCAUCCGACUCGUUACAAGCCGACAAUGAGCGUCUGAAGCGCGAGCUAGCCCGCUACACAACCGAGAAUGAAAUCUUGCGCGCGACAUCACAAGCCAAUCGCCAUGUCAGCUCAAACGAGAAUCCCGAACCAACAGUCACAGGGCCGAUGAAAUACUCCCCGACAGACUUCUAUGCCACCUUCAUGCCGGAGGGCGGAUCUGGCACGCCUCGGAGCCCGCACCACCGUCUCACCGUGUGUCCGAUCACCGGUGAGAGACUGCUGGAUGCGGGUGCGACGUGGGAACUUAUUCAGAAACAUGAGCUGUUUGAGCGCGGUGGGCUUGAUAUCGCUGAUAUCACGGAGCGGUUGAAGGGUAUGUCGCAGUGUGAUGGACAGGGUCCUGCUUUUAAAGAGGGUCAGGUGCGUCGGGCUAUUGAGGACAGUGCGGCUGCUAGUCGUGAUGAGUUGAUCUGA
Molecule: messenger RNA, 858 nt
Organism: Penicillium griseofulvum
Lineage: Eukaryota; Fungi; Ascomycota; Eurotiomycetes; Eurotiales; Aspergillaceae
Gene: rsmA
Product: putative bZIP transcription factor (Fcr3)
Exons: 3
Coding region: 1-858 (285 amino acids)
Cellular component (GO): RNA polymerase II transcription regulator complex
Molecular function (GO): transcription cis-regulatory region binding; DNA-binding transcription activator activity, RNA polymerase II-specific
Source: RefSeq, a predicted model, not a curated record